AUGCUCGCGCUGGGAGAGGAUCUGGAGAAGUUUGACGUGCUGGCGCUGGAACCGACGAGCGAGCGGGCGUUCGCGAGCGCGUGCGCGAAUAAACACGCGGACGUGGUGAGCGUCGGCGCGGGGCGGCGGUUGAGGUACAAGUUUACGGCGAGCGCGGUGAGGGCGGCGACGGGGAAUCGGAUAUCGUUUGAGCUGUGCUACGGGGAGGCGCUGAGGGAUUCGAACUCGAGGAUGUGGUUCUUCGCGAACGCGAGCGCGCUCGCGCGGGCGACGCGCGGCGGACGCGAACUGUUCAUCUUGUCGAGCGGCGCGGAGCGCGCGAUCGAGUUGCGAUCGAUGUACGACGUGGUGAACUUGGCGACAUUUUUCGGGAUGACGGAAAAGGCGGCGAGGGCGGCGAUGACGACGAACGUGCACGCGAUGUUGGCGAUGUGUAAACGUCGGAGAGACGCCGCGGCGACGGACAGCGUCGUCGAACGCAUGGACGCGUCCGCUUAGUCGACGCAGCUCGUUCUUUGGACGCGUCCGCUUAGUCGACGUAGCUCGUUUGUUGUAUUAUUAUCGUUCGUUGUUGAAGCG
Molecule: messenger RNA, 579 nt
Organism: Ostreococcus lucimarinus CCE9901
Lineage: Eukaryota; Viridiplantae; Chlorophyta; Mamiellophyceae; Mamiellales; Bathycoccaceae
Exons: 1
Coding region: 1-498 (165 amino acids)
Biological process (GO): tRNA processing
Cellular component (GO): nucleolar ribonuclease P complex
Molecular function (GO): RNA binding
Source: RefSeq, a predicted model, not a curated record